This is a messenger RNA of Helianthus annuus (common sunflower), 1312 nucleotides long. RefSeq lists its product as uncharacterized. The record is from RefSeq and is a predicted model, not a curated record. Lineage: Eukaryota; Viridiplantae; Streptophyta; Magnoliopsida; Asterales; Asteraceae. The transcript has a single exon. Bases 114 to 770 code for a protein of 218 amino acids.
ACAACACAAAAAACCACAUUCCACCAACCAACCUCUCUCUCUAUUUCUAACUUCCUCCACCCACCCACCACCACAAACCACCACCACCAACCACCACCCACCACCACCAACCAAUGGAUGAAAAAGAAAAACAACCCAAAAACAAAAACAAAAAACCCAAACACAAACACCCAAACAACAACAACAACCAACCCACCUCAUCCUACUCCUUCACACCCUCAUCAAAAGUCAAAGGCCUCCGGUUCGGUGGUCAACUCAUCAUCAAAUCCUUCACCAUCCGCCGUGCACGGCCGUUAGAAACCCUCCGCCUCCUCUCCCUACCACCCACCCACCACCCCCUACCCUCCACCACCACAUUCCUCCCUACAAACUUCACCAUCUUAGCCCACCAUGCAUGGCACACACUCACCCUUGGUUUAGGAACCAAAAAGUCAAAGGUGGUUAUAUUCGUGUUUGAGUCAGAAAACAUGAAAAAUGAAGUGGACCGGUUGUGGCCGGUCGAGAUACCGUUGGGGGAGGUGAACCGGAAGUUGGUUAGAGGGUUGACCGAUUGUGAAAUGGCCCGGUUUAAGUUUAGAAAAGGGUGCAUAACUUUUUAUGUUUAUGCGGUUAGGAAAAUUGGAAAUGUUGGGUUUAAAUGUGCGGAUGAGUUGAGGGUAGUUUUGGAAUAUAUUGUGGCGUUGAAUGAUUUUAUGGAUCAUACUGCUAUGCUUGCUUUGCCUAAUCAGAGAAGUAUUGGGUUUGCUCCUGUUGCUGCUAUGGCUCAUUAGCUCUGUGAAAUUACUGUAUUACCCUUUUUUGUUCUUCUUCUUCUUUCUUUUUUUAGAGUAAAUUAUCAAAUUCGUCAAAGAGGUUUGGUUAUUUUUUCAGUUUCAUCCAAAACAACUUUUUUUGUAUAAUAUCGUCUUUUAGUUUUGGAUUUUUUUUGCUAUUUGCAUCUAAACGUCUAACUUUUUUUCUUUCCAAAAUCGUCAAUAAGAUUUGGGAUUUUUUUGUCAAUUUUAUCUAAAUUUCUGACAUAAAAAAAUACCUAAAUUAGACGUUUGGAUUUAAAUGACAAAAAAAUCUCAAAAGUGAAGGCAAUAUGUUACAAUUUUUUUUGAAUUAAACUGCAAAACAUGCUCAAACCUCAGGUACGAUUUUGGAAAUUUACUUUUUUUUCUAUAUAAUUUUGUUGUAUGUUGGGGCAUGUAAAAAUUUUUAAAUAAUUUUUUAUUCUUUUUUUUUUUUUUUGAGAAAGGCAGAAGAGAUGUAUUCUGUAAAUAACUUCAAUUUGUUUCUUUACUUAUUUUAUUUAUACCUUGUUUAUGUA